Limulus polyphemus (Atlantic horseshoe crab) is the source of this 6232-nucleotide messenger RNA. RefSeq names its product exostosin-3-like (gene botv). NCBI's taxonomy places the organism in Eukaryota, Metazoa, Arthropoda, Merostomata, Xiphosura, Limulidae. The transcript is spliced from 10 exons. The record is from RefSeq and is a predicted model, not a curated record. Gene Ontology annotation, molecular function: glycosyltransferase activity. The coding region runs from base 604 to 3474 and encodes 956 amino acids. Gene Ontology annotation, cellular component: membrane.
GAAAUUUAGGGUUAUUGUGAAGUUAGCAGUAGAAUAACAUUAGGCCUUUGUGAAAGAAACAAGAGUAAAACGAAAAAAUAGGCUAUUUAAAAUUUAUUACGUUUAGUGUUAAGCCUAUACCCCAUCUGUGGUUUAAAGUGUGAUUUCUUUGAUAAGUGAUUUUUAUUUCUCUGUUGUUUGUUUUUAUUUAACUUUUUAAAAAUUCAAUUUUAAGUGAUAAGGUCUGAAAAACUGAUCACUGAUAUUAGUAGUAAUAAAUAAAAAUAAUAUCAAAAACUUGUACUUUUUUCGUAGAACGAUAAAUCAAAUUUCAACUAUUUGAGUUCCUUAAUAUUAGUAUUACUAUUAGGCUCAAUACCGUAUACGGGACUAGUUUAUCCAUUACUUGAACUUUGAAGUUGAUGUCGUCUCAUAAUUUUAAUGGAUUCAAGUUGUGCACAGAAUAAUUGAAACAGAAAAUGGACAGUUUGUGAGAGAUGUAGAACCCAAAACAUCAGAACUACAGGAAAUGUUUCCGCAGUGAUGAAGCUAGGAUGAUACCAUCUCUAAUAAGGAGGAGAUUUACAUACAUGCCAAGAGACGUGAGAAUUUUCUUAUAUAAAGAUGGUAGUUGACUUGCCAAGUACUGGGACUAUGCAGACACCUUCCUUCUGCCACUGGCUGACUGCCAUGCGUCUUUCACGUCUUAUUGGACUCUUGCUUGUGGUUUUGGUCAUAGUUCCACUUAUUACACACUAUUACCUAUCUAAGUUUGUAGGAGAGUUGCAAAAUUCAGAUGGACAUCAAAAAGGUAUUGAGAUAGAGGAUUUAAACAGUUUGAAGUUGGGAGACCUUAAAUCACGCAUUGAAGAAAUGCUGAGAAUAAAGACUUCUGUUAGUAAUGAACUACGAUCUUUGGAAAGUCAUAGACAGAAACUUCAGGCAGAAAUAACAACUAUUAAUCAGAAACUAGAAAAAAUGAAAACUGAAUAUGGACGACUGGAAGUUGAACUACAGAAAUUGAGACUAUCUGUUGAACAAGCUCAGUAUGAGCAGAAAGAAGCAUUGGAGAGAAAUAUACCUCACAUUGCUGCACCAAACAAAAUCCUCCCAUCUCUUCUGGAUAAUGUAAUCUUGGAUGUUCCAUCUUUGAAUAAAGUUAAAACCUGUAGAAUGCAUUCAUGUUUUGAUUAUUCUAGGUGUUCUGUUGCUUCAGGUUUCCCUGUUUACUUUUAUCACCCAGAUGAUUAUCGUCUCUCCUGGAACCAAUUACAAAAAAUUGUAAAAAAAGCUGUGACUGAGUCUUUAAAUACAAAUAUUCAUGUAACCUUUGAUCCAAUGAUAGCUUGUAUAUUUGUUGUGUUGGUAGGACAGGUUGAGGUAGGAAAUUACAAUAAAUUGUUUCUUGAAAAAUACUUACAUAGUUUGACACAUUGGGGUGGAGAUGGUCGAAAUCACAUUCUUCUGAAUUUGGCAUCAUCUUCCAAUACAAGUGAUAUAUUUACUGGUGUAAAUACUGGACGUGCAAUAAUUGUUCAAUCACAUUUUUUAUCAAGUUCAUUUCGAGAUCGAUUUGACAUUAUUGUUCCUCCACUGAUUCUUCAUACUUCACAACAAGAAAUCUGGAGAGAGGUACCACUUCUUUCUCCUGCCAGAAGGAAAUAUCUUUUAUCAUUUCAGGGUGAACAGAAAAAUCAAUUGAUCAAUUCUCAUUUUAAAUAUGUGCAGCAUUUACAAAGUCAUAAUAAAAGUUACUAUAGUAAUGAUUUGACUGGAAUUUCUCCUUUGCAAGAAGAUGUGGAUUCUUCUCUAGUAAAUUCAAGGAGACUUAUGAAAGUUGAAUAUUCUAGUGACAGUUCUGAUAAUCAAGUGAUUAAUGUUCUGAAACAGAUGAUAUCUGAUACAACAAAUGAUAAAUUUUGGUUUGAGUUUUCUUGUCCAAAAGGUACUCUUGAUGGUGAGAUAAGUGAAUGGUUACUGUGUGCUGAUCAGACUCGUGAAGAAAUGCUCAAGGACUCUACUUUCACUUUGAUUCUUUCUCCACUCAGCUAUAAUAUUGUUUCUAGUGUUCACUUACAAUUUCGACUGUUUGAAGCUUUUAAAAAUGGAGCUAUUCCAGUGAUUUUAGGAAAUUAUAUUAGACUGCCAUUUGAUGAAUUUGUAGACUGGAAGCAGGCUGUACUUGAGCUGCCCAAGGCAAGAGUUACUGAACUUCAUUACAUAUUAAGAACCUUUACAGAUUCAGACAUACUUCUUAUCAAGAACAAAGGUCGGCUUCUUUGGGAGCGAUAUUUAUCAACAACACAACAAGUAAUUGAUACCACAUUGGCAUUACUUCGAAGUCGUAUUGGCAUUCCAGCUGUUGCAGUUAGAGAUGAACCAUCUCCAAGUGUUUUUAAUGAAACAUUUAAACCUCUGAAGUUAACAACAUUUGUGCUAACAGAUUCAGAAGUAGAUGAAAGUCUUGGUCCGCUUGAACCUCCUUUUCCUUCACCAACUUUUCGACGAAAUUAUAGCAUUCCUUUAACUCAGCAGGUUUACCUAUGGAAUAAUUUGGUUAAUCCAUUUUUCUUGUAUCCACAUACGCCUUUUGAUCCUGUUUUGCCAUCAGAAGCUAAGUUUACAGGUUCUGGAUAUGGAUUCAGACCAAUUCGCCAAGGGGAGGGUGGAGCAGGAAAGGAGUUCAGUGAAGCUCUUGGUGGGAAUGUUCCACGAGAACAAUUUACAGUUGUGAUGCUCACCUAUGAAAGAGAAACAGUAAUGAUAGACUCUUUACAAAGAUUAAAAGGUUUGCCAUACCUUAACAAAGUUAUAGUGGUAUGGAACAGCCCAAAACCUCCCAUACCUGAGCUGAGGUGGCCAGAAAUUGGAGUACCGAUUCAUGUGAUCAAAUCCCAAAAAAACAGCUUAAAUAAUCGUUUUUUACCAUAUGUUGCAAUUGAAACAGAAGCUAUUCUGUCAGUUGAUGAUGACGCCCACUUACGGCAUGAUGAAAUAAUAUUUGGUUUCAGAGUUUGGCGAGAGGAAAGAGACAGAAUAGUAGGUUUUCCCGGCCGUUACCAUGCCUGGGAUCCUCACCAUGGAGGAUGGCUGUACAACUCAAACCACUCUUGUGAGCUGUCCAUGGUGUUAACAGGAGCUGCUUUCUUUCACAAGUAUUAUGCCUAUUUGUACACUCAUCUCAUGCCCCAGGCCAUCAAGGAUAAAGUGGAUGAAUACAUGAAUUGUGAAGAUAUAGCUAUGAACUUUCUAGUCUCACAUGUAACUCGCAAACCCCCGGUAAAGGUAACGUCUCGAUGGACAUUCAGAUGUCCUGGCUGCCCAAUAUCCCUUUCUGAGGAAGACUCUCAUUUUCAAGAAAGACACAAAUGCAUUAAUUUCUUUGCCCAAGUGUAUGGAUACAUACCUCUGCUCAACACUCAAUUUCGUGUAGAUUCAGUUUUGUUUAAAACUCGAAUCCCACAUGAUAAGCAGAAAUGUUUUAAAUUUAUUUAAUACCUUCAAAGUCUAAUAGAAAUAAUACUUAUAAAAGUUGAAAUCAAAGAAACAUACUGUGAAGAAUUUGAAUGUAUGUCUUUUCGUAAUUUAUAAAUAUUUUGCAUAUUUGUGUCAGUAAAUGUAUGUCUUGUUGCCAAAAAUUUGAUUCCUUCUUGUUUAAUGUCAUAAUUUGUCACCAAAAAGUCAUUGCUAAAAUAAACUAUAUAAUGGAGUUUAGACAAGUAGCACAUCUUGUGUUUUUUGUUUUGUUUUUUAUAUACCUUAUUUUAUAUGCUGAUGUUUUAUAUUUGUUUUUGGGAAGGCAAUCCCAAUAUUAGUUUUUCUUUUCCUUCUUUCUUAGUAAAAUCAUCAUAAUGAAAAUUAUAUACCAUAAUUAUUAUUAAAGAAUUAUCAGUAAUGAAGUAACUAUUUUAAAAUUUUUGUUUAGAGGAAAGAAUAUGAUUAUUAAGGAUGGAUAAUGAUACAAGGUAUUAUACAGUGUAUGCUCAAUACGGCUGAUAACAGUGUGAUGCUUUUUGGAUCAUUUAUGCUAAAAAAACAAUGUAUAAACUUUUAUUUAAUGAAAUGUUUUUCUCUUUUAGCAUUUUACAUGUAGAUUUAAACAUUAUGCUUUAUAGAUUGAUAAUGGUGGAGAAAUUUUUCCCAUUCUAAAGUGUAUAAAGGUAGGAAACUCCUGUAUAAUGUAACUUAACUGUAAACUGGAUAUAUGCUUAUACAAAGUGGUUAUGUGCAGAAAUUAGAGUAUUUUGAAUAGUAAUCACAACACUAUUCCACAAAUUCAAUCAAAUGUCAAGUUUUUUAAACUUCAGCUUCUAUGUGAAUUCUGUAAGCUUGACAAUCAGGCUUUAGAAUGGUCUUAUUAUGAACUAAAUUGUUCCUCACAUUGUUACAGGCUUAAACAUUUAUAGCGUUUCACUGUGUAAACUUAUAUAUAUGUGAGUUUAUUUUUUUUUUGUAGUUUUUUAGGAAAAUAUUACAAUUACACUUAAAUGAGUUGUUUGUACUUUACAUAUAUGGCAAACAUCUACUUGUCUCUGUGUAUAAUAUUCCAGAAUACUUCUGUGGUGCAGUAGGUAAUGUUAUCUUGAAAGAAUACAUACUGGUGAUUAGCAUCCUAAGCUCUAUUAUCAUCAUAAAAAUAUUAUUGAUUGUAAUACCUAUGAAAGUCAGUUCAAGUGCCAUCAUGUUCCUAGAAAUUAAAUGAUAGAUUACUAGAGAGAGAGAGAAUAAUGAGAGUUAGUUACUACAACUAACCAGGUGAAAUGAUGCUUAUUAAUUUUUUUAAUAACCUUAUUGAGAACCCUUUUAUUGAGUUAAAUUAAUAUUUGUUGAAAUCCUGAUGCAAUUGUUUGAUUGUCACAAUAACUUAGGCAGCAAAUGCUUUCAUUAUUUAGACGCUUUUUAACCCUUGAUGAGAAAGUUUAGUUUGCUUGUGUUCUUCUACAGCAUAUAUUCUAGAAACUAUGAAUACUGAUUAUGCUUGUGUUUUGCUUGUGCUUAUUCAAGUAACAAUUCUUUUUUAAUAGGGUUAAAAGAAACAGCACAAACUUUUAAGUCAAAUAUAGUACAAGUUACAGAAACACAUUUUAACUUGUGUAAAUAACAACUGGGACAGCUUCUCUUUUUGUUUUUAUAGAGUAGAAGCCUGAUUCCUGUAAUGUAAAGGUUAAACUGUUUCAUUGUUCUGUUUAAAUGUAAAUGGUUUAAAUACAGGACUUAGGUAGUUUUAACCAUAGUCAGUAAGCCAGGAUCUCUUGAUUAAUGGCAUUAUUAAAUGUUCUACCAAAAAAAUUUUAUAUAACAUCUCUUAAUAAUAAAUAAUGUAAGAAAACUUUAUCAUGUCCACAACUGUUUUCUUCCUGGUGAUAUAGAGAUAUAAUAAUGAAAUACACUUUGCCUUCAUUUAUCUUUACAGCUUUAUAUUCUUCUUUUACAUUGUAAUGGUGAAUGUUUUGCUUAAAUUUUUUACUGAUUUUUCUUUCUCUCUCUCUCUUCUUUUUUUUUUUUGUCUGAUUUACAACUGAACAAACAAUGCUUUGCAAAAAGAAAGUGAAAAUUCCCUGUAGAAUUUAUUGAUAAUUGUGUUUUUGAAAGGAUUUGAAUACUCAAAGGUUUUUUUUUGGCUAUCUGUUUAGUAAUCUAUUAAAUGUUCAUUUGUUAUCUUUGUUUAUUUAUAGGUGGCUAUAAUUUAGAUUGAAAUCAUAAUGUUGUGCAAGAUUUAGUAUAUAUAUAUGUUUUAAAGAUAAAAGAGUGUUUAUAGAUAGAUGUUAUAAUCAUACAUUUUCUUCAACCAGUUGGGAAAAUAUGUAAGCAUGUUUUUGUAUGGAAGAAUGCUGUAACUUACAAUCACAAAGAGAAUAUUUGUGAAUAUUCUAACUGAUUUCUUAAAAUCUCAGACUUUUAGCAGUUUUAAAAUUCAUAACAAACUCAGUACUUGAAAAUAUAUCUAGAAAUGACAAAAAUACGACUCCAGGGUAUAUAACUUUUAUUUAGACAGGCAUUUCCAUAUGCAUGUUUCAAAGGUUCUGUGUUGCUUUGACCUUAAAAAGAGGUGUUUACCAAUGACAAAAGGUCUUGUGUAAUCGUUUAUUCUGGAGUGGUAUUGGUUAUCAGUUCUAGAUGUAGAUCUUAUAAAGUAAAAUCGUAAUAAAUAAUGUAACUAGAACAGAUAAGGUAUUGAAAAUUUGUACUUUAUUGUACUAUUUGUUGAAGACACAUUUUGAAAAACAACAAAUAAAGUCCUUGAUAAAACUAA